Messenger RNA from Chinchilla lanigera (long-tailed chinchilla), 2318 nucleotides. RefSeq names its product GSK3B interacting protein (gene Gskip). The record is from RefSeq and is a predicted model, not a curated record. Bases 104 to 523 code for a protein of 139 amino acids. Gene Ontology annotation, biological process: regulation of canonical Wnt signaling pathway. Gene Ontology annotation, molecular function: kinase regulator activity; protein kinase A binding. The transcript is spliced from 3 exons. NCBI's taxonomy places the organism in Eukaryota, Metazoa, Chordata, Mammalia, Rodentia, Chinchillidae. Gene Ontology annotation, cellular component: cytoplasm.
GGCGGUGGGAGGGCGAGAGUCAGAGCGAGGGCGGGGGCGGUGCCGCAGGUCGGCUCCAGAAGCCUCCGAAGGGAGGAAGAGAGGGAUUCCGGACGCGCGCAGAAUGGAAACAGACUGUAAUCCCAUGGAGCUAAGCAAUAUGUCAGGAUUUGAAGAAGGCUCAGAGCUCAAUGGUUUCGAAGGAACCGAUGUGAAAGACAUGAGACUCGAAGCUGAAGCCGUGGUAAACGAUGUUCUCUUUGCCGUCAAGAACAUGUUUGUGUCAAAAAGCCUGCGCUGUGCAGAUGAUGUGGCCUACAUCAACGUGGAGACUAAGGAAAGGAGCAGAUACUGCCUGGAGCUCACGGAAGCAGGGCUUCGGGUGGUGGGGCACGCCUUCGACCAGGUAGAGGAGCAUCUGCAGAUGCCCUACCAUGAAACCGUCUACUCGUUACUGGACACGCUCAGCCCAGCCUACCGGGAAGCAUUUGGAAAUGCGCUCCUGCAGAGACUGGAAGCUCUGAAAAGGGAUGGACAAUCAUGACUAAGCCUUUUCCUUUAGAGAGAGCUGCUGCUGGUACAGAAUGUUGGCCUAAAACAUGAAAUUCUUGCAUACAAUCAUAGUAGAAAAUGCGCCUUUGAUUUUGUGCGCUUAGCACUUGCUUCACAUUUAGGCUUUUGACUCAGAACAUCGUUGACUAAUGAAUUGUCUUAGUUUCUGAUUCAUUAAGGGAAGUCUGAGGCCAUUGCUAUGGUACCGCCAUUAAGACGUCUAAAUUUCUUCGUAUGAAUUCUCUGCAUUUCAGAACCUGAUCAGUAUUUCACUUUCCUACUACAGGGCUUUGAUGCUGCCAGCACUCUCUUUAACAUAGGAAAUUCUAGAUUUGCACAGUAAUAUAGGAAUUAGAAUUACCUAACUUCAAACUUGGACUCAGCCUGCUAAAUCAGGGGUUUACUGCUAGCUUGGACUGGCUUUGUAGUGACUAUUUUGGUACUAGCCUUAUUGGAAACAAACUGUCAACUGGUUUCCCCUGCACAAAUUUUGAAAUUCACUGCUUCACCUCAUCUAUUCAUGUUACAAAUAUGGAUCAAAAAGUGAAAUAUUUACAUAAGAUUUAACUAGUGUUCAAUGAAAAAUAGGGACUGAAAUAGUUCUGUAUUCCUUGUUUGCCGCAACCAGCCAACUAGGCAGAGAACAAACUGUUAGCAAAUGAAUGUAUUCAUUACUUGUUUCCAAGAUACCUAAGCACACAAGCAAAUACAGGGACAGGCUCCAUCCUCAACAAAAAGCGUCCUCAGUGUGUGUGACUGAAGGAAGAAGAUUCUGGUUUCUAGAAAACAAUAUUUUGACCUGUGUUGAUUCUUACUCCGAAUGUCUGUUUACAUAGUGUACAGUGUAUAUGCAGAAAGUAUUUUUGCUUCCGUGUUUACUUUGUACAGCGAGCGAGCAGCUGCGGCAUUCCCGGCGCCCCUCCCCGCGGGCGGACGGGGCACCGUCUCCUGCUCCGUGUGCCGUGUCAUGUGAGUGUGCUGCGUGGGUUUUGAACCAAAGGAUGAGUGAAGCAUUCAAAGACUUCCUAUUUGACAAAGAGAUCCUCUGUAUUUUAUAUUUUAUUACAGCUACUGAUAUUUAUAAACUUAAUAAACGACCAUGCUGCCGCAUGUUUUCAAGUACAUAUUGAACAGUAAAGAGGGAGUUGUUUUCUUAAUACUCACCAAAAGCAGCUGCUUUAGAAAUAUUGAACUAAAAUCCUACACCCAGGGGCUAGGGAUGUAGCUCAGUGGCACAGGGCCUGCCUGGCAAGCGUGAGGUCAUGAGUUCGAUUCCCAGUACCGGAAAAAAAAAAAAAUCCUACACCCAGACACAUUUUCAUAAAUGUGUCACCUGCAGGUCUUUUAGUUGUUAUUUUUUGAAGGUAGGUAUUUUUAAGCUCUAAGCUCAUGUGAGGGCUGGGGGUGCAGGUCAGUGGAGAGGGUUUGCCUGACCUCUGCAAGGCCCUGGGUUCUGUCCCCAGCAGGGGAAAGAAGAAAAUAGAUGAGGUGGGAGCAGAGCAGACUAGACUUCAGUUUGCAGUGCUGUCCACCGUGCCGGUUCAUUGGAAUGCUUUGUGUUCGGUGACCAUUUCAUUCUUGGCUUUGUGUGCAGAUGCUAACCCAUUUGGGCAGUGAAGUCUAACCAGGUCGAACUUUUCCAUGCUUCAUUAAUCUCAGGCUAACUGUAAAUGAUAUUUGUAAAGUUUGAAUAAAAUUCUGUUUACUCAUAUUUAAGUGUGAAGAAAAGCACUUGUAUCUUUAAAAAUUGAAAUUGUUCAUUUUGUGAUAAAUGAUUGAUUGCAAGA